Messenger RNA from Chaetomium strumarium, 3136 nucleotides. RefSeq names its product adaptin N terminal region-domain-containing protein. The record is from RefSeq and is a predicted model, not a curated record. Gene Ontology annotation, cellular component: membrane coat; Golgi apparatus; AP-1 adaptor complex. Gene Ontology annotation, molecular function: clathrin-cargo adaptor activity. The coding region runs from base 241 to 2745 and encodes 834 amino acids. Lineage: Eukaryota; Fungi; Ascomycota; Sordariomycetes; Sordariales; Chaetomiaceae. The transcript has 5 exons. Gene Ontology annotation, biological process: Golgi to vacuole transport; intracellular protein transport.
CCGGGUGCAGGGUCUGUUCUGCCUCAGGCACAAAGCGUUUUCCACACCGGCCAGUGCGCUCGCUGACUACCUGCACCUGUGCAACGUGCCCAUCUAGCGAUAGGUAGCCUCGGGGGCCCUGAUGCAGGACAACGGCCAGCAACUUUUACACUCCGCUCAGCAGCUUUCUCGCGGCCCCGCCCCUCAAGAACUGGAUUUCAUCCUUCUUCAGGCCCCCUUGCGGGCCAAAGCAGCUUCACCAUGAGCUCUCUCAAACAGUUCAUCCGCAACGUGCGCGCCGCGAAGACCAUCGCCGACGAGAGAGCAGUUAUUCAAAAGGAGAGCGCGGCUAUUCGGGCGAGCUUCAGGGAGGAGAGUGCAGACCACAGCAUCAGGCGGAACAAUGUGGCCAAGCUCCUCUACCUCUUCACACUUGGCGAGCGGACGCAUUUCGGACAAAUUGAGUGUCUGAAGCUCCUCGCCUCGCCUCGCUUUGCCGACAAACGGCUAGGACACCUCGCGACAAGCCUGCUUCUUGACGAGAACCAGGAGGUUUUGACUUUGGUUACCAACUCCCUCAAAAACGACCUGUCACACUCUAACCAAUAUGUCGUCGGCCUCGCCCUCUGUACCCUGGGCAAUAUCGCCUCCGUCGAGAUGUCCAGGGACCUGUUUAGCGAAAUCGAGAACCUAAUAUCGACGGCUAAUCCAUACAUUCGACGGAAAGCUGCUCUCUGCGCCAUGCGCAUUUGUAGGAAGGUCCCGGAUUUGCAGGAACACUUCAUCGAGAAGGCGGCGCAACUGUUAUCAGACCGGAAUCACGGCGUGCUACUAUGCGGCCUCACCUUGGUCACAAGUCUCUGUGAGGCGGACGAGGCGGAGGGGGGCGAGGAGGGUAUCGUGGAGAAGUUCAGGCCGCUCGUGCCUCUGCUUGUGAGGACGCUGAAGGGGCUGGCCUCCUCGGGCUACGCUCCGGAGCACGACGUCACAGGGAUUACAGACCCCUUCCUGCAGGUCAAGAUUCUACGGCUGCUUCGGGUGCUUGCCCGCGGUGAUGCGCAGAUUACGGAGCAGAUCAACGAUAUCUUGGCGCAGGUAGCAACGAACACGGAUGCCUCCAAGAACGUGGGCAACUCGAUCCUCUACGAGGCGGUGCGGACCAUACUCGACAUCGAGGCAGAUUCCGGCCUGCGGGUACUGGGCGUGAAUAUCUUGGGCAAGUUCCUGACCAACAAGGACAACAACAUCCGCUACGUCGCGCUGAACACCCUUGUCAAGGUGGUAGCCAUCGAUACCAACGCUGUGCAAAGGCACCGAAACACGAUUCUGGAAUGUUUGAGAGAUCCCGAUAUCAGCAUCAGAAGGAGAGCACUAGAUCUCAGCUUUACGCUCAUCAACGAGAGCAACGUUCGGGUGUUGAUCCGCGAGCUGCUGGCCUUCCUCGAGGUGGCGGACAACGAGUUUAAGACGACAAUGACUACCCAGAUCGGCGUAGCCGCAGAUCGGUAUGCACCCAAUAAGCGGUGGCAUUUUGAUACAAUGCUACGUGUCGUCACGCUGGCGGGCAACUAUGUCAAAGAGCCCAUCCUUUCCUCCUUCGUCCGCCUUAUUGCCACAACGCCUGAACUGCAGACAUAUGCGGUCCAGAAGCUGUAUGCAAACCUGAAGAAGGACAUCACGCAGGAGAGCCUGACGCAGGCUGGUGCAUGGUGUAUCGGCGAGUACGGCGAUGCUCUUCUCAGGGGUGGCCAGUAUGAGGAGGAGGAGUUGGUCCAGGAGGUUAAGGAGCACGAGAUCAUCGAUUUGUUUUCGACCAUUCUCAACAGCAGCUACGCUACCCAAGUUACUACCGAGUACCUUAUCACAGGCCUGGUGAAGCUCACAACAAGGCUGUCUGACCCAGCUCAAAUCGAGCGAGUGCGCCGCAUCCUCCAGAACCACCAGACGAGUCUGGAUGUGGAGGUACAACAACGGGCUGUUGAGUUUGGCAACCUCUUUGCAUACGACCAAAUCCGACGUGGCGUGUUGGAGAAGAUGCCACCGCCGCAGAUCAAGGAAGAGUCGCGGGUGCUGGGUGAAGCGGCCAAGAAGACAACCAAGGCAGCAAAUCGGAAAUCGAAAUCUCUCAAGCCGAAGGAGGAAGACCUUCUCUUCGACCUCAUGGGUGACAGCGGCGGUCCCGCACCGGCCCCGGUCAACGGCAGCCAGAAUACCGACCUUCUGGCAGACAUUCUUGGCGGCACCAGCUCGCCUCCUCCUUCGACUGCGUCGCCGCCCCCUGCACAAUCUAAUGUCGCCUCUAUCAUGGACUUGUUCUCCCAAGGUCCAGUCUCUACACCCUCUCCAGCGCAGGCGGGCGCUGCGCAUCCCCCGCCCAGCGUCGAUCUCUUCUCAACAGCAACCUCACCAGCCCCGCAGGCCGCUGCGGCACCAGUUGGCUACCCAUGCUAUGACAACAACGGCUUGAAAGUGACGAUCCAGACGCAAAGAAACGCCGAAGGAACUAUCCAAGCCAUCGCUCGGUUCCGGAACACUUCGCCUGCCGGGGCACUGUCCAACGUCGGCUUGCAAGCGGCUGUGCCGAAGACGCAGAAACUGCAGCUCCUGGCCAUCUCGUCGACCGACCUGGGACACGGGGCGGAGGCGACGCAGAUGAUGAGGGUGGCUGGGUGUAACGGGCCUCUACGGUUGCGGUUGAAAAUCGGAUACUCGCAUCCAACCGCGGGACAGGUCAUGGAUGUGGUGAACUGGACCGAACCGUCCUGAAACGCAUGGUGUCUGAACAGGAGAGAUCAAUUGGGGGACGGUCAGGCCUGAGGAUGUCGUGGACCAGAUACUACACACGUAUAAAGAACAAACGAUGGUCUCAAUACCGAUUUGGACUGGUAAUCUUCUCAGCAUAGCCCUCGGCUGCGAUUCAAACGGAACUGCAACUUUGACAGCUUAAAACCUUGUGCACACCGCUGUGGAUCUGUAUUCUGACACUCCGUCAUGCUGCAAAGGGUAAGGGCACCGUGGGAUCGGACUCGUGGGUGUCGAGACGACAGUUGUUCACCACUUGUAGGUUGUAGUGAGUGGUGACCAUUCUUGAUGUUUGCUAAGAAAAGUGGGUCGCUUCAGGUUGCUUCUCACUCUCAGAUUUCUCCCGACUUCAUCC